GCCAGCUCAGGCUACUGUAAUUGACCACCUUUCCAGAGGGCCCCCGCCCUCCGGUUGCUGUCGGGGAAGACUCGCGAGAGUGCCUCCAGCAGUCUCCGGCGGCGCCAUCUUUGUGUCUGGCGAGCAACGGCGCCCGAAGGGAGACCUGAAGCCGACGAUUCGCUAGCCAAGCUCUAGCUGAGAGCGGAUCCAGGAAAUACGAGGCGGGCCCCGGUGGGAGGGACGCACUGAGGGAGGAGGGAGGAAAGGGGGCGGUGGCGGCGGCUCUCACCGUAUCCGGGCUUUGCGCGGCGCGCACCCGAAGGGGGGGUCGGUCGGGGAAGCCGCGCCGGCACAGACCCCCCGCGGGAAUAGGCUGCGGGAGUGACUGCGAGGCGGCGGCGAGCAGCGAUCAGUGGCUGCCGGACUCCCAGACUACUCAAAAGAAGGUGCUUUCAGAGCUGGAGAUGUGAAUAGGACCGCUGUGCCAGGGCUCUGAGAAAAUGACUUCGGUGUUGGAAGAACAUUACUAUUGGAAGGCCGGUUAGCAUCCAUUUCCUGAGAGAAACUUGACCACCACUUGCUCUGGCAUGGCGCAAAGCAGUCCUCAGCUCGAUAUGCAGGUUCUCCUUGACCUCCGACAGCGUUUCCCUGAGAUUCCAGAGGGCGUGGUGUCUCAGUGCAUGUUACAGAAUAACAACAAUCUUGAAGCCUGUUGCCGAGCCCUUUCCCAGGAGAGUAGCAAAUACUUAUAUAUGGAAUACCAUAGUCCAGAUGACAACAGGAUGAAUAGAAAUCGCCUUUUGCAUAUUAACUUGGGCAUCCAUUCUCCUGGUAGUUACCACCCAGGAGAUGGAGCCCAACUUAAUGGUGGUCGAACACUGGUACAUAGCUCAAGUGAUGGACAUAUUGAUCCACAGCAUGCGGCAGGUAAACAGCUGAUCUGUUUAGUUCAGGAACCACACUCGGCUCCAGCUCUUGUGGCUGCUCCUCCCAACUACAAUCCAUUUUUUAUGAAUGAACAGAACAGAAGUGCAGCUACUCCUUCACAGCCACCUCAACAGCCAUCCUCCAUGCAAACAGGAAUGAACCCAUCCGCUAUGCAAGGGCCUUCACCACCGCCACCUCCUUCAUACAUGCACAUACCUCGGUAUAGUACAAAUCCAAUUACUGUUACAGUAUCCCAAAACCUCCCUUCUGGACAGACUGUACCAAGAGCUUUACAAAUUCUUCCACAAAUUCCAAGCAAUCUCUAUGGGUCUCCUGGUUCUAUUUAUAUUAGACAGACAUCUCAGAGCUCAUCAGGAAGACAAACUCCUCAAAGUACGCCAUGGCAGCCUUCACCACAGGGCCCAGUGCCUCAUUAUAGCCAACGUCCUUUGCCUGUUUAUCCACAUCAACAGAACUAUCAUCAGCCUUCUCAGUAUUCUCCCAAACAGCAACAGAUUCCUCAGCCUACUUACCACUCGCCACCUCCUUCUCAGUGUACUUCACCCUUCAGCUCUCCACAGCAUCAAGUGCAGCCUCCCCAGUUGGGUCACCCGAGUUCCCACGUCUUCAUGCCACCUAGUCCUUCAACUACUCCACCCCAUCUAUACCAACAAGGACCUCCUAGCUAUCACAAACAGGGGAACCAUUCAGUAGCUUAUCUCCCAUACACACCAUCUAGCUUACCCAAAGGAUCCAUGAAGAAGAUAGAAAUUACAGUCGAACCCUCUCAAAGGAGUACUUCACCUAUCGGUAACCAGCCGUCUCCACGGAAUCAGCACUCACUGUACACAGCCACCACUCCACCUUCUAGUUCUCCUUCAAGAGGGAUAGCCUGUCAACCAAAACCUCCAUUUGGUGUUAACCCUGUGUAUAUUACAUAUACACAGCCACCUGGACCUUCCUGCGCUCCAUCACCAUCUCCUCGGGUGAUGCCAAACCCAACUACAGUCUUCAAAAUUACUGUAGGCCGAGCAGCGACUGAAAAUCUUCUAAAUUUAGUGGACCAAGAAGAACACUCUGCAGCCCCAGAACCUAUUCAGCCCAUUUCAGUGAUACCAGGCUCUGGGGGAGAAAAGGGAAGCCAUAAAUAUCACAGGAGUUCUAGCUCUGGAUCAGAUGAUUAUGCCUAUACCCAAGCCUUGCUGUUACAUCAGCGAGCAAGGAUGGAGAGGUUAGCAAAGCAAUUGAAAGUUGAGAAAGAGGAGCUAGAGCGACUGAAGGCUGAAGUUAACAGUAUGGAGCACGACCUGAUGCAGAGACGGCUCAGAAGGGUCAGCUGCACCACGCCAAUUCCAACGCCUGAGGAAAUGACAAGAUUGAGAAGCAUGAACAGACAACUCCAGAUAAAUGUUGACUGUACACUGAAAGAAGUUGACCUCCUUCAAUCUAGAGGAAACUUUGACCCGAAAGCCAUGAAUAAUUUUUAUGAUAACAUACAACCUGGCCCCGUGGUACCACCCAAGCCAUCUAAGAAAGAUUCAUCAGACCCCUGCACCAUUGAGAGGAAAGCCCGAAGAAUUAGCGUGACCUCCAAAGUACAGGCUGACGUUCAUGACACCCAGGCGGCAGCUGCAGAUGAGCAUCUACCUGGCUCCAUACUGAGUUCUCGGAUACAAUCCCGAGAUGAAGACUAUGAAGGGGCCCCUUGGAAUUGUGACAGCUGCACCUUUCUGAACCACCCAGCACUAAAUCGCUGCGAGCAGUGUGAGAUGCCCCGGUACACCUGAGCUCCGAAGAGUCUGCACCACGUUGCCAGCGAAACCGAGCACCAAUUAGAGGAAAAGGAAACCGUGGGAAUCUUCAUCUGUCCAGCCUUUUCAUUUCUGAGUACAUGGGGGGAGAAUGGUGCUGUAGCUGCCUGUGCUCACUACAACAACAAUCGGGAGGGUUUUUCCCCCUUUCUUCACUCAUUACAGAGACACAGAAAGGGAUACUUGAAACUGGGGAAGGAUUCACUCCUGAAAGAAUGUACACAGAGAAGUCAAGAACUCUUCUGUGGAAUCCCAAUUGUUCAAGUUACUGCUGAGUGGCCCUUAUUUUAUAAACCAGAACUCUGGAUCAUAGUUCUGACGUGUUACAGUCUCUGCAGACAAGCUGUGAAUCUCCAGAGCAGACUUCCCUGGUCACAGCUCUCUGGAAAAGGCUCCCGUGCUUUUUCCUGUUGCUCCCUGCUGAAGAGAAGGACAGGAAAAAGCACUCAGAAUCUGAUUUUUUUUGGGGGUGGGGGGGGGGCAAAAUAAUAAGAGUUAUUUGUAAUUGCUGCUUUUUUUCAGGGGUAAUUUCCAACACACAAACAAGAUGCUUUAAAAUGUGAUUUGUAGUAGUCAGGAAUGAGGCAUAUCGUGUGCCCUUUGUCGGAAGUACAAUCAGAGGUGACAAGAUCCCUUUCGCUUGUACAAUGAUUCAGUGAGCUAUUUAUCAACACUGGUAACUAAGACCUAAUUACACCACGUAAAUAGAUUUUUUUUAAGUUAUUGCAUGCUUUUUAAUUAGGUCGUCGGUUUUCAAAAUAUAACAAGUCCUUACAAAGUAUGAUUUCCUGAAUGACCUUCUCAUAAAACUGUGCUUUGCCAGUAGCACAGUGAAUGUAUGCCAAAUGUAAAGCCAUUCCAAAAUCCAUUUGGAAAUCUUGGUCUCAGCUGUGGUUCCUACAAGAAAUAUUUGCAGUGCAUAUAUUAGGGCCUCCCUCCCGCGCCCCCACCUCCCUUUCAGUUUUGUGAGGAAUUCAUGAUGUUUACAGCACAGAUAAUACUUUGUGCCAUAAUCCUAACUUAGCUGAAAGAAAAUCAAUAUUCAAUAACUAUUUAUUUGCACAUACAUUAAUAAACCAGUGAGGACAGUGACAGUCAGCCGAUGCCAUCAGGUCACACUCUUGGGGAGGAAGAGCAGGCUAGUCAAGAAAUAGGAUUCAGAAAAGGGUGAACACAGAAGACUUUGAAACGGAGAGCUUUUCAAAUGUAACAUACCAUGUUCAGAAAUGACACUGAGUUUGUUCAAGCAGUGCACGUGAGACUGAAGCACUCCUCAUUUAUGAAACUAGAACUUUUGGGUGUGCAUAACUGAAGAGAGAUAAAACUGUGAUUCACUAGAAUGCACCACUGGAAAAUCACUAAGACAUUUCAUUAAGGUCUCUACCAUCGUUGAGAAUUGGAUUUUGGAACCUUCUCCUUAUUGGGGUAAAUGUAAAGAGCAAUAAAAUCGGUAGGUUUUCUAAUCCUUAAGGAUUUUUAAACCUGUGGUUGUGACUGUAGGGAAUACCUACUCCCCCCGCCCCCCCCACUCUUCAAGCUGUUACUGUAUUCAAAUUUGGCAGUAAACCCCGGGCAGACCUGGAAAAAUAAGCUGCACUCCAUAGCAUAAUGAAACCAAAGGCAUGACAACGCAUCGUAGUGUUCCAUCCAGAUCAUACUUUCACACUCUCCAAAGCGUGGCCAUGUAAUUACACUGAUGAACAUCUCUCAUACAACAGCUGUGGCAAAACUGUGAAACUAAUGGUGAGAAAGCAGAUGGACUUAAAAGCAUUGACCUGAAAACAGCAUUCUUGAAAGACUCUUGUGACACUGGUGUCUGUCAGUCUCUGAUAACGGUCUGUCAGUCCUAUUGUUCUGUGAUAGGCCAGUGCCUUUGCCUUUGUGUGGUUUCAUAUCUCUUUCAGGAUGGCGGACCCCACUUGGUCUUUAGUAACAAUUUAGGGGGAAAUAUAUAUACUGCUUGGUGUUCUAGCUAAAGGUUUACCACUAUUAGUGAUGUGCUGAAGUGGCAGUAAUUAACUUGGCAGUUGUCAAUUGAAAAUGAAAGUAGCAUGUAUGAAAACAGUUUGAUGCUUUAUUAAAACCACGUAGAUGACUUUAAAACUAUUGCAUGAACAUACAUCCAAGUUACAAGCUGCUAUCAUACAGUAGAUGCAUGGUUCCGGCCCUUUGGUGAUAUAUCUAGUCAAUCAUUGUUUUCACCUGCCAGGAAAAACGAGAAACCGGUCUGUUCGGUAGUUGUAGAGGAUGGUGUAUGAGACAUCAGAUUGAUUUCGAGGGAGUUUUUUUUGUCUGUGUUCAUUCCUGAUUGUGCACCAUUUCAUACACCCACAUAGGCUGUAUUCCGUUUCUGAACUAAGCAAAGUCAUUUGACACAGAUACAUUUGAUACGUUUCACUGUGUCCCAUAUGUCCACUACUUCAUGCCUGUGACCAGUUGGAAGAAUUAGGUCAACGUUCAAGGUGCCUUUUCAAAAGGAUCUCCUAGUCAGAUUGCCACGGACAGACAACUGGCAUGUGAACGGUAGGGCACAGACUGGCUGGUACCUGCCUGCUGAGGGGAGCCUAUGUAUGCUCUUUGGAUCAAUUGGUGCACUUCUUGUAUCUCUUAAAAGUUUUGUUCCUAACACACAGACCUAACUUCACAUUUGAAAUUAUUUCACUUUUGUAAACUGGGUUUGUAGAAAGCACAUUUACCCUUUUGUUAAACUACAUCGCCUCCUAACUUUUGGAGGUCUUAAAGGUUUAUAGAGGUAAUAGAGGACCCAGAAACUUUCUAGGCAUUGUAAAUGUUUCAAAUUGAAAAUGACCUUGUUUGGGAGAGGGUAGAGGCAGGGAGUUUUAAAGAAACAGAAAUGCGUUGAAAAAAAAAGUAGUUUUAGAGCAGAUAAAUGAUGUUGGGGAAAGUGUUGCUAAUUUGUUUAUUUCCCUGAAAGAAAUGGGAUGUGUGAUGAGCAAUUUAAUAACUUUUAAGGAGCUGGUCUCAAUUUUAGUACUUUUUAAUUAUUUCCUUAAAUUUUGUCAUUGCUUUGUCCCAGUUCUCUAGGGUUCGUAUGCAACUUUCUGUGGCAACUCAAGUUUUAUAUAGUAUUUUUCAAGGUAAUUGUAAUGUCUGAUGGUAUAAACAAAAAGAAUAUAAAGUAUAGGGAAAUUGUUCUUUGGAAAUAUCAGCAAUGUAUCCUGGAAUGUGAAGAUGUCCCCUUAUAGUUCAUAUUGAUUUAUUUUAAUAAUGUAGUCAUUGCGCAGAGUUUGAAUGACUUCAUGUUACAGUGUGUGUAUGUAUAUCUGUAGAGAAGGAAAAAAUGAUCAUUGAGAUGUUACUUUAAAAACAAUCAAUAAAUCGGGCACUGUCUGUGUUGCACCACUACUGUAUGUUUCUCAAAGAAUUCACAGUAUUUUCUUAUUGUAAAAGUUCGUUGUGAUGACAUUUUCACAUUCACCAGACAUACAUUUUUUCCUGUAGUAUGUGCAUCCCCAAAUAUUUAAAACAAGUAGAUUUUGCAUGGCAUGGGCAUUCAGAGAUAAUAGAAUGACUCAAUUUUAAUUUUUAAAGCCAUGAAAAGUAAGAUCGAACGAUACUUAUAAUGACACCAAUGUCCAUGUUUCCCUGCUGUAAAAGAAUUGAUCAGUUUCUUCAUUAAAACAGCAAGAACUUACUAAAUCUUGUAAAUACCAUGUCUCUUAGAUUUCUGUGUAUGCUGUGAAUCAAAUUAUUUUGAAGUGAAAUUGUACAAAGGUAUUUUAAAAGGCUAUGCAUGCAUCGUACCUCCAAACAGUACAUAUUGGGAAAGUCAACGAUUCCUUCAAAAUAAAUUAAUAAACUAAAAGCAAACAUUA
This is a messenger RNA of Phyllostomus hastatus (greater spear-nosed bat), 6556 nucleotides long. It is a transcript of the gene TAB3, whose product is annotated as TGF-beta activated kinase 1 (MAP3K7) binding protein 3. Gene Ontology annotation, molecular function: ubiquitin binding. The coding region runs from base 570 to 2696 and encodes 708 amino acids. The transcript has 9 exons. Gene Ontology annotation, cellular component: extracellular exosome. The record is from RefSeq and is a predicted model, not a curated record. NCBI's taxonomy places the organism in Eukaryota, Metazoa, Chordata, Mammalia, Chiroptera, Phyllostomidae.